AUGCCCGCCGCUUCUAGUGCUUCGCGCGUCACUCGCUCGAGCGCUGCGAAUAAAACUCGUGGUGCGGGGGGAAAACGUGAUCAAAGUCGUCCUCCCAUCAUCAAUCCCGAGGACGAGGACGAGGACAAAGGUGAUGAUGAUGUCGACUCGGAAGACUCGGACUCGGACGACGCGCCACCGGAAGAAGUCACUCGCGCCGUCGCGGAGAAAGAAACGAGAGAGGAGCAACUCCUGAAGAAACGAGCGAGGGAGACGCAACAACUCGCGAAGGAGAGAGAAAAAGAGAAGCGAGUGGAAAAAGCGAAAGCGCGAACGGAGGCGGCGGCGAAGAGGAAACGAGAGAAGGAAGAGAAGAGGAAAGCAGAGGAGGAAGAGGAAGGAAAAGAGAACGAACGAGAGGAGGAGGAGGAGGAGGAAGAAGGAGCGGAAGAAGAUCCGGACGCGUUCACUUUGGACGACGAUAUCGUCGAUGCCGUCGCCGCGAGCGAGAACCAGUUGAAAGAAAAAUACCUGAAAGACUUUCACGAUACCAAGUCGCAAAGGAAGAAACGGAAGAAGCAAAUGAAACGGGAAAGGAUGCGAGAGGAAGCGAUGGGACGGGAAAGCGCGAAGUUUACGACCAGAGAUGGAUUUGAUGUCGUGAUUCGCUCGAAAGUGGACGAGUUGGCGGAGAUGAAGGCGAAUCCGAAAGCGGUUGAUUUUGCGCGGCGGAGAUUGGACGCGAAGCAUCGAAGAGACGAGCGAAUGCUUUGCGACACGCGAACGGGAAAGAUUAAGAAUCAGUUCGCGGUGCGAUAG
Messenger RNA from Bathycoccus prasinos, 798 nucleotides. RefSeq lists its product with no specific name. The record is from RefSeq and is a predicted model, not a curated record. NCBI's taxonomy places the organism in Eukaryota, Viridiplantae, Chlorophyta, Mamiellophyceae, Mamiellales, Bathycoccaceae. The transcript has a single exon. The coding region runs from base 1 to 798 and encodes 265 amino acids.